Molecule: messenger RNA, 6394 nt
Organism: Dreissena polymorpha
Lineage: Eukaryota; Metazoa; Mollusca; Bivalvia; Myida; Dreissenidae
Product: mucin-like protein
Exons: 35
Coding region: 1-5706 (1901 amino acids)
Biological process (GO): cell-matrix adhesion
Molecular function (GO): calcium ion binding
Source: RefSeq, a predicted model, not a curated record
AUGGCGUCGGGGUCAGCGACGGACGUUGCGAUCCUAAACACCGUCAAGUCAGUAUUCGCCAAAUACUACCCGGCGUCGUUCAGUCCUCAGUACGCGUUCAUCGCCACGUGGAACAAGCUCAAGUACUCAACGUCUAGCCCAGAGACUGUGACGUUUCAAGCAAUUCUAGCCACGGACUACAAAACGACGUAUUACGUCACAGUGUAUGAAGACGACGGCAUGCAGUGGACCGUGCCGAUGUCCGGCGUUCCUGGAAGUAACAACGAGUACGUGGCGCGUGUUGCCAUGUAUUGCGGGCCGACUGAUAAGUACACGUACGAUUACUCACAGCUAUCGUACGGUCAGAUCAGCAACAAGAGCAAAAUCGAGAGGAUUCAAAACGUUUACCAGAUUUACAGCGGUUUUGGCACCGAUGCCGCUGCGCUCUUCCAAAUGCGCAAAGCAUCAGGGUCCAUAUCAUAUGGCGAUGCAGACGGAAGUGUUCCGGCAUACGGGCGUCGUGGCAUUUUUGUGUUUGUUUUGAACACUGUGACGUUUCAUCCGGCCUUGAGCUGCAAAUCGUGGCUGUCUUCUGCUGCGGCAAUAAACGAUAGUAAAUUGGCGCAAAGAUGCCCUGCUACAAAAGCCCAGAUGGUAGCCCCGUCGAGAUUCACGCGAACGGUGGUAGGAGAUUAUGAGUUUUUCUUCAUGCCUGGAACAAAGUCACACGAAGGAAUGAACUGCGGGUACUUAUUACCCGGAAAGGCAAACGCAGGCACCUUGAUUGACAAGUCCUUGUAUAAACUGGUGAACGGAAGUAAUCUGUACAGCCUGUACCGAGGCCGCUCCAGUUCCGACGCCGACUACGUUGCGGAGCAGGCAGCAUAUAGCGACUGUUGCCGCACGGGUGACGGGCUGACCACGCAGAAGGUCUGCGACAUGUAUCUCGCUAAGAGGCCACCGUGUGACGGGUCAACGUUCGUCGCCGGAGGGGCAGGCGGCGGUGAAGGCGACCCCCAUAUCACCACGCUAGACGGCUUCAAGUACACGUUUAAUGGUCAUGGGGAAUACGUUCUCUUGCGCGGCGACAUGUUCGAGCUUCAAGGGCGCGCCGCCCGGGCUGUCGUCGACGGCGCGGAGAGCGACGCUACCAUCAUAGUUUCCGUGGCUGCAAAACAGAAGCCCGAUGGCACAAGGGUGGAGUUCCGAGUGAACGAAGACGGAACAGGCAUAGUCAUUUACAUAAACGGCUCGGAGGAGACCAUAGAUUUUUCGCAGUACCCCAACGGCAAGGGAUAUGCGCAAGUCAUCCUGGAGAAGGCCAUUGUCGACGGCACCGAUACGUUCCGGAUGGUGUUCUACUCCGGCAUUGUCGUGAACGCAAAUCCUACUUCCGGUCUCCUCAGCCUCUCCAUGGCUCUCACGUCAGACUGGAGCGGCAAAGUGAAAGGUCUUAUGGGCAACUUCAACGGAAACAAGAAUGACGAGUUCAUCAAACCGGAUGGUACCAGUCUGGGUAACUCAUCCGCCUUCACCGAACAGCAGAUCUUCGAACAAUACGGAAACCUAUGGAAAAUUUCGGAGGCAGAAUCUCUGUUCACUUACAAAACGGGCGAGACGUGGGCCAGCAUGAAAGACGACAGUUUCACACCAAAGUUCUUCAACCCCAACCUCGAAAUCAUGUUUCCAAACGCGACCGAGCGCACUAACGCUCAGAACAUUUGCUACAAGACAGCGCAGACCGACCCUGACCCGUCGGCAAGGCGGGAAUGCUACUUCGAUUUCGCCGUGCUGAAAGACGCGACCCUUGCACAGAACACGGCGAACAAUAUCCAGAAGGUGACGGAGGAGCAAACAGCGUUGGCCAAUUUCCCGCCACAAAUAACCAACGGUGACGUAACGCUAGAACUUACGGAAGGCGCGUUGGCAGUAGCGAUCAGAACACUCAACGUCAUUGAUAGCAACGGCGACGCUGUCACGUUCGCGGUAGUAAACGGAAGUGUCGCCGGUCUGGCUGUUAAUUCUAGUACAGGCGCCGUCACGUUAGCCUCUGUACCGGCUACUCACCCAUUUUCGAUAACGAUUUCAGCUUCUGACGGCACCGCUAUAACACUUUGGGAACCGAAAAUAAAAUACUGCGCUUGUAAGAACGCCGGCGUUUGUGACUUUAACGUUACUACCACCACCCAGUUCACCGUGGUGCCGUGCAACUGCCCGGCCGCCUGGGAGGGAGCCUUCUGUGAGAAGGACAAAGACGGUUGCAAGGAGAACCCGUGCUAUACAGGUGUGAAGUGCACGGACGUGCCGGCAGGUCUCCUGAGCUCCCAGCCUGCGGGUUUCAAGUGCGACUCGUGUCCCCUGGGACUGCAAGGGAACGGGCAGGACUGUCAGGAUGUCGACGAAUGCUUGCAAACAACGCCGAAAGUGUGUGAUCAGAUCUGCACGAACAAAGUGGGUAGCUACACGUGCUCGUGUAACUCGGGAUACAUGCUGCAGCCGGACCUGAAAACAUGCCUGGAUUAUGAUGAAUGCGCCCUGAACGAGGACGACUGUGACAGCGCCGCCACGUGUACGAACACCGUGGGGAGCUUCAAUUGCACGUGUAAAACCGGAUAUUCUGGCACCGGGAUCUCUGGGGAGUGUGCAGAUGUAAACGAGUGCACGAGCCUCUCGAAACCGUGCCCCGAUAACAGUACAUGCACGAACAACGAGGGAUCUUUCACGUGCCCGUGUGACGCCGGGUACCAGUACAACAGCGUAUCCGGCAAAUGCGAAAAUAUUGACGACUGCAAGCUGUCCGGAGACUGCUCCCAGGUCUGCGUCGACGGACUGAACACAUUCAUGUGCUCCUGUCAGGCGGGCUUCGUGCUCAAUAGCGACCAAAAAACGUGUGCACCGUCCACCGCUUGUUCCACUGAGCAGGCGAACAACUGUAACGGCGGUAACAGCUCCAUAUCCACGUGCGCGGUUAACAACGGCGAGGUCGUCUGCGUAUGUCACACCGGAUAUUCGCUCAACGCACAGAAAAUGUGCGAAGAUAUCAACGAGUGCACAACUGGCACGCAUGCGUGUCAGAGUGCCACGUGUGCUAACACUGUAGGCGGAUACACGUGCACGUGCAAGGCUGGGUUCAAGUUCUCGUCAGGAUCUACACGUGUCUGUGAAGACAUCAACGAAUGCACGACAGGCACGCAUAGCUGUGGUAAUGCCACGUGCGUCAACAAUCCCGGAAGUUUCGCCUGCACGUGCUCGACAGGCUUUCUGUUUUUCAAUGGAACCGGAUGUCUGAACAUCAACGAGUGUUCCAACAACUCCACAAACAACUGUGACGUUAAAUACGGUGUAUGUACGGACACGGACGGGGGUUACACAUGUGCGUGCGCUGCUGGUUACACCGGGAACGGGUAUACGUGCGUCGACUUAAACGAGUGCGACACGACCAAUGGCGGGUGCGCCCAGGGCUGCACAAACACCAUCGGCGGGCACUCGUGUUACUGUGGUCAAGGUUACGUGCUUAACGCAGACGGACGUGCGUGUAACGACGUGAACGAGUGCGCCUCCUCCUCUACCAACGGAUGCUAUAACAACACCUACUGCACGAACACCGCGGGAAAGUUCACGUGCACGUGCCCGAUGGACUUCGAACUCAAGGCGGAUGGCUUCACUUGUCAAUCGAUCCACGUGUGUGCCUCAAGCAACGAGUGCGCAUACACGUGUAACCGGAUUGGCGGAAUUGACACGUGCACGUGUGAGAAGGGUUACCAGCUGAACACGGAUGGGGCCAUGUGCUCAGAUAUCAACGAAUGUGCCGUCUCCGGCUCGACGCUGUGCCCUGUCUCAAACAACGUCAUCUGUCAGAACACAGUCGGGGGUUACACGUGCGUCUGUAAAAGCGACAAGUACCGCAAGGUUGAGGAAGCCAGAUGCGUCAAUAUAGACGAGUGCUUGAACAGCCCGUGCGCCGUAAACGCCGACUGUCAAGACCAAGACCCUGGGUACACAUGCACGUGUAAGACUGGCUUCACCAGCGUUGCGGGCACGUGCACGGACAUCAACGAGUGUACUGCUGGGACACACGCGUGUCACGCAACAUUUGCCACGUGCACGAAUACACAGGGUUCAUACUCGUGUCAGUGCAAGCCUGGCUACCAAGGAAACGGUGAAACGUGCACAGAGAUUAACGAAUGUGCUCUCGGCACGCAUGCGUGUGAUACCAGCGUCGGCACUUGCACCAACACUGCGGGAAGUUACACGUGCGCAUGCGCAGUUGGGUUUGCGCUGGGACCCAAUCAGCAAUCGUGUGUUGAUGUUAACGAAUGUACGACGGGAACGCACGGAUGUGGGCACUCGUGCACAAACACUGCAGGGAGUUUUACCUGCACGUGUAAGUCUGGCUUCCGGUUAGCAGGGGACCAGCGUUCCUGUAUAGUGGAGGUUGCGUGUUCUAGCAACUUAACGACCCUUUGUUCGCAAUCCUGCGCCAAGGUCUCGGGCAAUGACACGUGCGUCUGUGUGGGUGGCUACGUACUGGCCGCAAAUGGAUAUACGUGUGUCGACGUGAAUGAGUGCUCGCCUUCAAACCCGUGUGGCAGCAACCACAGCGUCUGCACCAACACCGCCGGUGGCUAUAUGUGCUCAUGUUCCGACGGUUAUACCAAGGGCGCCAACAACGAAUGCGUCGAUCGGAACGGCGGCUUCACCCAGUGGUCCUUGUGGAACAUAUGCUCAGUCACGUGCGGCUCAGGUGUGACGUCACGAACGCGCACGUGCACAAAUCCCACCCGGGAGGGGAGCGGGGCUCCCUGUACUGGAGACACUUCGGAAACUAAGACAUGCACAUUGGAUCCUUGCGCAAUUUCCGUACAAGAACAACAACACGGCCUCGAUUUGACAAUAAAAGGGCUUACCAUCGACCAGUUCAACAACCUGAAGGUCCAAUUCCAAGAUAGCGUUGCCUCGGGUCUGAACACGUUUUGCAGGGCGAGCGAGACUAAUGCGAGAGUCUGUUGCCAAAACACGUUAAGAUAUACCCCUACUUCAAGCAUGCUAUUCAUGAGCGACAAAGACGUCAUAAUCAGCAAUGGCUACCCGACGCUCGACGGCGACAACAACCUGAUCGUGUACUUCGUCGCCAAAUACUCCUCAAACAAUUCCCUGUGCGCCAGCGGCAGUGCCGGAGGUAGGAAGCGACGGCAGAUCACGCUGAACAGCAUAGAGAGCCUCAUGUCACAGGCUACACUUCUGUCAUUGUUCCAGGCGCAGCAAAGUGUUAUCCUGAGCACUUUCAUAACGCAAGCGACAGUUAUGCUGGGUACGGCGUCAUCAAGCAUUACGUUCGUGGCGGUUGCUGUCAUAGACGAUGGUCAACCAGAUUCAAAGGGAGACGGGUCGAAGCGGCCAUCGGACUUGGUGAUAGUGUUAGCCGUGGUGGGAUCGGUCAUCGGUGCCGCACUAAUUGUGCUUAUAGUUGUCCUGGUCAUCAAAGCUCAAAAGGCCGACCAAAACCGAGUCAAUCCCGUCAGCGUGCAAGCGGCCUCAUUAAACAACCAUCCAAACGGGCACCAGACUCGAACGCCGCCGCCACCCCAGGUGAUCGGAUAUAUCGGCGACGAGGGCGCGAUGAGGGGUAAGGCAGACUUCGAAAAUAGGCGGCGCAGUCAGAAUCCGCCGGAUAACCGAGUGCUGACAAUAGCGCCGGUUGACGACCCCUACUUGUCGCACGUGUAGACCGCGGGAAAAUGCAAUUUAUCCGCGGUCCAACCAAAAAUGUCUGGAGGGCCAUAGUCGAUGUAACACAUAUGUGUAUGAUUAUAAGAUCAGCUAAGCUACGCAACUUGCAAUUUUAAAAACUAACGUGGUAAUGUCACGAGUGUUAUAUGAUAUUGUACAAUCAAUGUGUAUGGAAUAUUUCGACGUGUGCAAUAAUAUAAUCAAAUGAUAUAUUAAAUAUGUGCAAUACUGCUAAAACGAUAUAAUCAUAUCAUCCUUAGGAAGAACGCAUGCAUUAUUCUGCGAAUCAAUCGUUAUUGAAAACACUAAACAAACAUCAAACGCAAUCGAAUGGGGACACCUUGACAAACAUAAUGGAUUUGAAUUGAGAACGUCUCAUUACGUAAAACAUUAAAUUUUGCACAUUUAAAAACCUGGGGUAUGCGUGAUCUUUGUAAACGUUAAAAGUUUCGUAAUGUCAUUUAAUAACGUUGAAUCAAGUGCUACGUCGUAGAGGUUUACAAACUUCCCCUAUGUUUAUGCCCCGAACGAGGGCAUAUAGUGAUCGGACCGUCCGUCUGUCUUUCCGUCACACUUUGCAUUUAGGUUUCGAAAAAUGCUCAUAACUUCUAUGUCGCUUCAGAUAGCAACUUGAUGUUUGACAUGCAUGUAUAUCUCAUGGAGUUACACAUUUUGGGUGAUGAAA